Messenger RNA from Jaculus jaculus (lesser Egyptian jerboa), 1598 nucleotides. RefSeq names its product NIPA like domain containing 4 (gene Nipal4). Lineage: Eukaryota; Metazoa; Chordata; Mammalia; Rodentia; Dipodidae. Bases 20 to 1237 code for a protein of 405 amino acids. Gene Ontology annotation, cellular component: membrane. The transcript is spliced from 6 exons. The record is from RefSeq and is a predicted model, not a curated record. Gene Ontology annotation, biological process: magnesium ion transport. Gene Ontology annotation, molecular function: magnesium ion transmembrane transporter activity.
UCGGUGCGCCCCGGGACCCAUGGAGCUGCGCGGGGGCAACGGCAGCUGCGAGAACGGUUCCCUUGUCAGCCUCUACUGCUCCUCCCAAGAAGUCUUGUGUCAGAUAGUUAAUGGCUUCAGCCCUGAGGUGCCCAACAAUGCUACCCUGAUCAGCUGGCAAGAGAGGGUCAGGAAGAACUAUGGCUUCUACAUCGGCGUGGGCCUGGCCGUCCUGUCCUGCUUCCUCAUUGGCAGCAGCGUCAUCCUCAAGAAGAAAGGCCUCAUACGGCUUGUGGACACGGGGGCCACACGGGCAGUGGAUGGGGGCUAUGGUUACCUGAAGGACGCCAUGUGGUGGGCUGGAUUUGCCACAAUGUCUGCUGGAGAAGUUGCCAACUUCGGGGCGUAUGCAUUUGCACCUGCCACAGUGGUCACACCGCUGGGAGCGCUGAGUGUACUCAUAAGCGCUGUCUUCUCCUCGUAUUUCUUGGGAGAGUGUCUGAAUUUGCUGGGGAAGCUGGGCUGUGUGAUCUGCAUGGCUGGAAGCACGGUGAUGGUGAUACACGCACCCAAAGAAGAGAAGGUCACUACGGUCGUGGAGCUGGCUUCCAAGAUGAAAGACACAGGGUUCGUCGUGUUUGCUGUGCUUCUAGUGCUCUGCUGCCUCAUCCUCAUCUUCAUCGUUGCCCCCCGCUACGGACAAAGGAAUAUUCUCAUUUACAUCAUCAUCUGCUCUGUGAUUGGGUCCUUCUCUGUGACUGCCGUCAAGGGCCUAGGGGUCACCAUCCGGAACUUCUUCCAGGGACUGCCUGUGGUGCGGCACCCCCUCCCCUACAUCCUGUCCCUCAUCCUGGGACUUUCCAUCGUCAUCCAGGUCAACUUCCUCAACAGGGCGCUGGACGUUUUCAACACCUCGCUGGUCUUCCCCAUCUACUACGUGGUCUUCACCACGGUCGUGGUGGCCUCCUCCAUCGUGCUCUUCAAAGAGUGGCACACCAUGUCUGCCGUGGACAUCGUAGGCACCAUCUCUGGCUUCGUCACCAUCAUCCUGGGUGUGUUCAUGCUCCAUGCUUUCAAAGACUUGGACGUCAGUCAAAUCAGCUUGCCACACACUCACAAAAACAACCCAACCCCAGCUCCCACGCCGGAGCCCACAGUCAUUAAACUGGAAGACAAGAACGUCCUCGUGGACAACAUAGAACUUGCCAACACCCCGUCCCCACAACAGAAGCCCAAAGUAUUUAUGAUCGAUUCUUAACACCCGGACUACUCGAGUAAGAAGGGGAGCCCAACGGUUCAGCCUCACCUCUCAAGUUCAAAGCCACCUGGCUGUUUCCAGCACAGCUGUUGCCAAGGGCUGUCUUUUCUUGAGAUAUCCAUUUAUACCUCAUCACUGUUUCUAGGAGGUAAAAAUCCUGACCCAGUGAGUGGAACUUCCUAGAAACGCAGCCUCAGUGACCAAAUACCCUCGUUUCUGUUGCAGCCAGCGAGUUCCCCCUUCCCACCGGCUCCCUCGGGGCCGCCUGUGCCGUUGGGAGGAGGAUAGAAUUUGACCUGCUGAAUGUAGCCCAGUUCAAGACCUUCCUGCGAUACAGGUCAUCAGGAAACGCUUUGCCACC